Messenger RNA from Chara braunii, 1950 nucleotides. The record is from the annotation of a GenBank genome assembly. NCBI's taxonomy places the organism in Eukaryota, Viridiplantae, Streptophyta, Charophyceae, Charales, Characeae.
CCGGGGGCGCGGGCCGCAGGCCAACUUUAUUUUGGAAAGCGACGGACGUGAUAGGGUGAACCCAACCACUUGACUGGGAACGACCGGGAGAAGGAUUAACCGUGACACCAUUAUGGAGGAGGUCGCUGGAAGCUCCGAACCCCAGGCAGAGCUUGAGGUCGAGGAACCAGAGAAAGUCUAUGGGAAGCCUAGGAAAGAGGAGCCUGCGGACAAGGCUACCGCCGCCAAGAAGAAGUUUAGGUAUCAAAUCCUGAUCUUGACCUUGCCUGAGCUCGACGACACUAUUAGCAAGUUACUAGGAACCAUGGUGUCGGUGUCUUUUCAGACCAUGCUGCAGGCUAGCCCUAGGUUGCUCAAGGGGCUCAGACAACUGUUGACUCGGAGGCGAGUAGAAAUAGGCGACAACCCCAAAUUACCAGAAGGGGAGAGGGAGGAGGAAGCUCUGCAAGAAGUGGCUAUUCUUCAAAGGAGUCACGGGGACUUGGAGGAUCUCGAAAAGGCCUUUGCAGACAUUCGGUUGAGCUUGCCCGACCGAGAGGGCGGCGAAGUCAUGAGAUCACCACCCAGGACGAAGCUUAGCUUUCAUGCGCUACCCGUAGGGAAAUUGAAAAUCCAGAUCGGGAGUCAUCACACCGACAUUAACAAGGAAGUAACAGGGAGCAUCCGGGGAGCUGGCGGGGAAAUCCCGUUCGCUGGGUACGUCACGAAGUGUGCUGUGAAGGCAGGGGUCAGGGAAUUGAUUUGGUCGUUUCAGCGGAUGACCGUAAUGGAGGAAAUGGACCACGACAUAAUUAUCGGGAGACCGUGGUGCGCGAACGUAGAGAUGAUAGGCAUGCACUUGCACGAUGGCUCGUACAUGGUAGACAUAGAGGACCUUGUAACCGGUCGGGGAGAGCUCCUCCGACUCCUUGGAACGGGAGGAGACCCCCCAAAGGAAAAAUUGGCAACAUGGUCGCCGUCGUUCGAGGAUAGCACGCCAAAAGAGGCUUUCGCACGGAUGGAGGGUAUGAUAGAAAGGGUAGAAAUCAUGAUUGAGGAAGCAUUCAACAAGAAGGAAUGGAUCAAGAUGGGCUUGCCCCAGAAGAAGAGGAGGCAGGAGGACGAAGUCCUAGAUAUUAUGGUCGCGGAAAAUGAGUCAGAGGUCGAACUUGGUGCUAGCCCGCCCAAACGGAAAGAAGAAGCCGGAUCCGGCAAAAACCGACAAGAUAUCACAAUGGCCGACACUGUUGCGCACGACAACGGAGAACGGCGGUACUCGCAAUUCAAGAACGAAGUCAUAGCCAUCCUGCAUUGCCUUAAGACCUUCCAGGCUUACCUAUUUGGGAGGCGGUUCAUCUUAAGGAUCGAUCCGACGAAUGUCGCAGGGGCUCUGAAGAAUUAUAGGCCUAUAGAUCCGAUGGUAGGGAGAUGGGUAGGAUUCAUCUGGCAAUUUGAUUACAAGAUCGAACGGAUUGCUGGAAUCCGCAACAAGGCAGAUGGACUGAGUCGGGUUUGCAUCACUCCCGAAGGGAUGGAGGAUGUAGAGCCCAUAGACGCAUUCCUCGAAUACGAAGGAAGGACUCUCGCGGUGGACAACGAAAUGAUGAGCGGGGGAUGCACAUCGGGAGAACUAUUGAUCCAGACUUUGGAGAAGGGGGCACCUGCCGUAGUAGCAUAACUUAAAGAAGGACCAGUUACCACUCGAUAACGCAGAUAAGAAAAGGACUCGUGGGGAGCGAUAGUAGGACUGAGAGAGGAACUAAUGGCAAUGGCGGUCGAGGGAGGCCGGAAAGCAGUAAUGAGCUUAGUGGAAUCUUGGGAAAGGAAAGAGUUGCGAUGGGUGGUAAACCAGAUGCGGGAAGGAAAGGAUGGGAGCCAGGAAAGGGAGGAGUUUUUCUAUGUCCAAUCAUACGAAGGGCUCUUUCGGGAGAUCGGGUUGUUGUUGGUAGGAAACAAACAACCUACGAAAGU